This is a messenger RNA of Chelonus insularis, 2231 nucleotides long. RefSeq names its product putative GTP-binding protein 6. Lineage: Eukaryota; Metazoa; Arthropoda; Insecta; Hymenoptera; Braconidae. Gene Ontology annotation, molecular function: GTP binding; ribosome binding. The record is from RefSeq and is a predicted model, not a curated record. The coding region runs from base 609 to 2054 and encodes 481 amino acids. The transcript has 4 exons. Gene Ontology annotation, cellular component: cytoplasm.
ACAUGUUAGAGAAUAAAUAAAUCUAUAGUUAUUGAUAAAGUUUAAUAUUAUUUUAUUAAUAAAAAUAGCAAUUGUUGAUUUUUAAAAAAACAUGGAUAAAUAAUUUUACAAUUGAUAAUUGUUUUUAAUUAUUGAUAAACAAAGGAUUCGAUUCAAGUGUAUUAAUGCUGGCUACAUAUUAUAACAAAAUACGGUUUAUUACAUAAUGAAAAUAAAAUCUUUUUAGUAAUUUUAUGAUUAUUGAUUUAAGAAAUAUGAAUGAUGACAAAAAAAAUUCUGUGGGAAAAACAAAUAACCUUGAUGAUAUCAACAAGAAUAAAAUAUUAAUAUCGAUAAAAGAUUUUCAAGAUAAACAUUCUGAUUGUGUAGGAUGGAUUUUUCCUCUGGGAGGUGCAACUUUUAUGGGCAGUUUAUUCAUAGUUCCUUAUGCUAUGAAAUCUAUAACAUUCAUACCUCUCACUGUUGAAUUGAGAUUAUUAACAGGAUUAUUGAGUGCAAUUCCUCUAUCAUACUCUGUUAUGAAAAGAUAUAAAGAACGGUGUGAAAAACAUGUAGAAAAUACCUAUUAUUAUAGAAUUAAAAAAUAGAUAAAUAUAGUUUUAAAGAAGAUGCAUUUUGUUCAAAGAAUUAUGCGUUUAACGCAGCUUAAUUCUUUAAAUAAUAUUUUAAAAUAUAAAAAAAAUUGUUACCCUUCAUUUGAAGGUUUCUCAAAAUUUUUACAUAUAACUAACGAUGAAAUGUCAAUGGGUGAAUUGAAUCAUACCUCAGAAUAUCAAGAAAUUGCUCAACAAUUUCUGAAUCCUAGUAUGUAUGGUCAUGGAGUGUUGAUAAUCCAGCCGUAUAUUAAAUGGGGAAAAGCAAAAAGAAAAAAUACAUCACCUGAUCUUCAGCUCCUAGAAGCUGAAGCUUUGGUUAGAACAUUGCCAAACUGGUCAGUUAUCGGUUCAGAACGUAUACCAUUGAUGACUUUUCGUAAACAUCAACUUUUUGGACGUGGAAAUUUGGAAAAGUUAGCAGAAAGAGUUAAAUCUAAUCCUAAAAUUACUGCAGUAUUUAUUAGUUUAGAACUAUUAAGACCUAUUCAAACUGUACAACUGCAAAAAAUUUUUGGAGUUGAUAUUUAUGAUCGUUACUCAAUCGUCAUACAAAUAUUUCGUGAGCAUGCAAAAACAGCAGAAGCGAAAUUACAAGUAGCUGUAGCUGAAUUAUCGCUCAUAUGGAAGAAAAUCGCAUGGGCGAGUGUAGACUCUAAUGGCAGAAUAAAUUUAACAGAAAGGCGUAAAAUGGUUUUACAUGCUCGGGAAAAUAAAUUAAACACGGCAUUGGCAAAAUUAAAAGCACACAGAAAGUUAAUUCGAAGUAGUAGGACAUUAAGAAAUAUACCAACUAUUGCUGUUGUAGGAUAUACGAAUGCUGGAAAAACUUGUCUUAUAAAAGCACUUACAGACGAUGAAUCGUUAGUGCCACAAAAUAAAUUAUUCGCCACACUUGAUACAACUUCACAUGAAGGAUUGCUACCUUGCCGAAUGAAAGUUUUAUACAUGGAUACAAUAGGGUUCAUUCAAGAUCUUCCAGAAGAACUUUUAGAGCCUUUUAUUGCUACUUUUGAAGAUGCUAUAAUUGCGGAUGUUGUCGUCCACGUAUAUGAUGCAAGUCACCCAGAUAGAGAUGCUCAAAUUCAGCACGUUCGAGAAACACUAAAUAAUAUAAUGUCAGAAUUAGAAAUAACCAGUAAACCAAUAAUAGAAGUUGCCAAUAAAUGUGACGUUGCACCGAAAGGAAGUGUUUCUAACGACGUUAUGGCUGUUUCAGCACUGAAUUUGACAGGUACAGAUUUAUUACGAGAACGAAUUGAAAAAGAACUUUUAGCAGUGACAGGACGAAAAUUAAUCAAGAUUCGAGUUCAGUCAGGAAGUACUGCUGCUGCUUGGUUGUAUAAAGAAACCACUGUCACUGAUGCUACUCCAGAUCCAAAUAAUUUACAGUAUAUGGUAUUAAAAGUACUUGUAACAGAUCUCCAAAUUAUGAAAUUUAAAAAAUUUUUGAGUGAAUAGAGCUCUUAGGAAUAAUGUCAAUAACUUAUUGCAUUUAUUGGAUGAAUUAUCAUCCAAGGUGGCAUUAUUGAAUUCAAUUAUUUAAAUCAUUUAGUAAAUAUUUCAUUUAUUAACUAUAAUUACUAAUAAAUUUCAUUGAAUGAAUUAUCAGUCUAAUGAUAAAAUAUUUGAUACAUG